CGCGACUGACGCAGGCGUGAAGGCGACCUGAGUCGCUGGUAAUCGAUUCAGAUAUUUUUUCUUUUUAUGCUUGCUAAUUAAGCCCUUCUAUUACAGGUAUGUUCGUUUCAUACGUUUUCAUUUCGCGUACUUUGUCGCCUCAUUUAAAUGUUCAAAACGUAAAUAUCAAGUUCCUGUUAGCUAGUUAGCUGUCUCAGAGCUGGGAAGUGGCUCGUGCUCGUGUAGCAUCAGCCUCUCAUCAUGCUGCCCCUCAAGGAGAAGGAUAAGCCCAUCGUCCAGAAGCUGCUUGCAGCUGGCUGCUGCGCACGCUGCAUCCUCAGAUUCUGCUGUCUGAGUGUUCAGGCUGCCUAUCGACAGCCGGCACAGGAGACGAUGAAAGAGCUUAAAGCUUUUAUCACUGUAAAAGAAAACACCAAGCAUCAGGAAUCAGUCGCUCUCCCCUCCACCCAGGAAAACAAUGGGUCUUAUGAUGCAGCUGCAUCAGAAGCACCUGCAGACCCCCCCAGUAAAAGAGCUAAACUGGAUCCCAGUGAGACUGCUGCUCAGACAGGAGAGUCUGCUGCAGGCCAACUGGAAGAGUCCCGUGUGUGUGUGGUGUGUUUGGGAAUCCUGCAGCAUUUAUGUGGCACAGAACAGGCAACAAAGAUCUCAGAAACAGUCAAGAAAGAAAAAUAUGAGUUUGACACGCUGGUGUUGUCUGUGUCCCUGCCUGCUCAGCUCUGUGUUCGUGAGCAUUCCUGUUGGCUCCAUGUGAAGAAGGAAGUGAGGGAGAAGGGUCUGGUACUUGAUAAGGACGAUGUGAUCCAGGUGAAAGAGGCUUUCAAGUGGAUCAUGCAGGGUUUGGUUGCAAAGGAGCUCAAAGGUGUUGCCGUGGUUUCCAAGAGCAUGUUUGAGAUCGGCCUGGAGUUCAUUCACCUGGAAACCGAUUCUGACUGCCACUUCUUAGCCAAAUCCUGCCCCGACUGCUUCAGACCCACUAAGAAUAAGCAGUCUGUGUUCACUCGUAUGGCUGUGGUCAAAGCUCUGGAGAAGAUCUCUGAUGCCACGUUUCUGCAACAUUAUCCUUGUCCUCCACCUCAGCCGGCCAGCUGCUGCCUCCCUCUGGAUGUCCAGUGUCUCCACAUGUCUGUCUUCAUAGCAGGCAGGUACAACAAGUUCUGCCGUAGCCUCCCUCAGACGCCCUGGGUGAUUGAUGGUGAGAGGAAGAUGGAGUCGUCGGUGGAGGAGCUGAUCGCAGCACCCAUCCUGUCUGCCUUCAGAGCUGAUGGAUUUAACUUCUCCUCCUCGGGCCGAGAGGACGUGGAUGUCAGGACUUUGGGAAACGGACGACCUUUCGCUAUGGAGCUGCUGAACCCCCACCGGUCCAGACUCACCAAGGUGGACAUGAAGCAGCUGCAAGAGGAAAUCAACACGCUGUCGGACAAAAUCAGAGUCAGAGACCUGCAGAUGGUAACCAGGGAGGCCAUGAGUCACAUGAAGGAGGGGGAGGAGGAGAAGACAAAGUCCUACAUGGCACUCGUGUGGACCCAGAAGCCGAUUCAGAGAGAGGACAUCGUCUUCAUCGAUGACAUUAAGGACCUGAUUCUGGACCAGAAGACUCCUCUGAGGGUUCUCCACCGUCGUGCGCUGGCCGUCCGGCAGCGAGUCGUUCAUAGCAUGAGCACGCGCUUCGUGGACUCCCAUCACUUCUACCUGGGGCUGAAAACACAAGCAGGGACCUACAUCAAAGAGUUUGUCCACGGAGACUUUGGACGCACGAAACCAAACCUGUGUCAGCUGCUGAAGACAGACGUGGACAUCUUGGAGCUGGACGUGGAGUCUGUAGAUGUGGACUGGCCUCCUGCCAUCCCAGAGUGAAGGCUGACCCAUUCCUGCACCGAGCUUCACAUCGACACCCUGGUCUGGGUCAGAAUCUGCUGCUCUGUUUACGUUUAGUAUUAAUGGUUUGAUUUUAGGGAAAUGUUUGUGUUCAUUAGUAAGAAGGUCUGAGUCUGACUCAGCUGCUGCUCUAUCGUGGACUGUUUUGACCUCCUGUAUUAUCAGUUCUGUUGUUAAUAAAGAGAAAAAGUUUCGCCCCAGCAGAAUUUGUCUUAACAUUGACACAUCUGAUAAACUGGAAGGCAUCUCUGUGUUUCAGUAACAUCAUCACAAAGGACAUAAAUGAGUCAGAAUCGUAGAAGUCUAAAGCCUAAUUUAUACGUUUCCAUCUGCGCCAUUGCAGAGACGAGCAGCGCCGUUAGCGUCAGUGCAAGGGCUCUCCAACUGGCUCGCAGAGGGCCCAAAUUUGUAACUAUCUGUGGAAAGAGUUAAUGCAGGACUGCACGCUUGUGAUUGAACAGGUCUAAAAUUUGUCAUCAGCGACUUCCGGUCGGAACAUCAUCAAGAUGGCCGCAUAGCAAAAACGCUCCCGACCAAACCAAGAAACUUAAAGAAAUUCCCCCAUAAAACCAUCACCAUGAAAAGGUCAAGAAGGAGGGGAAAGGGCCUUAGUACCAUUUUUGAGAGUGAAACGUCGCCUGCGUACAGAUACGUGAGAAGAACUGAGGGCGGCUACAACUAGCGGCGACCAGGCUAGGUGCUAGUUAACACCAGAGCACGGAGAAACAGAAGAAAUGGAGCAGAUUCUGCAAGAGUUAAGAGGAUUCCGCCAAGAAAAUAAAGAACAUUAGAGAAAAUAAGAGAGGAGAUUAUGCAUCUAAAUGCCAGAAUGGAUGAAAUGGAAGGGCGAAUUGAGAAAACAGAAGAGAGGGUCCAGAACACGGAAGUUAUCACGGAUAUGCUAAAACUGCAUGAGAAGCUGGAGGAGAAGUUUGUUGAUCUGGAAAGCCACUCCAGACGCGAGAAUAUAAGAAUGUAUGGGGUGCCAGAAGGACGUGAGAAAGCCUCAACAUCGAUGGCUUCAUUUGUGGAAAUUUUACUCCGCGCGGGCCUUGAGUUACCUGACGAACUGGGCGACCUGAGGAUUGAACGAGCUCAUCGAUCGGGGGGCCACAACCGCCGAGGGACGCACCGCCAUGCUCCAUCAUAAUCAAGUUUCUAAGCUUUAAAACAAAGGACACAAUACUAUGCAAGGCUUGGCAGAACAAGGGGUUUCCAUGGCAAGAUAAACACAUAAAUCUGAACCACAACUACCCGGCGCUCGUACUCAAGAAACGCAGAGAAUACUCGGAGAUCUGCAAAACAUUGAAGGAAAACAAAGUGCCGUUUCAGACCGUCUUCCCGGCCUGUCUGCGGGUAAGACAUGAGGACGAACCAAAACCUACGACACAAUAGAAGAGGCAUCGGAGGACCUGCAGAGGAGGGGAUACGCUGUGGAAUCCAUCAGAUCACCAGAGACGCUCAACGAACAGAUUCGACAGCUGUCUUGGAACAGAGCAGAUGGGAGGGAGAAGAAGGAUACAUCCAAAAUUGGACGGAGCUAUAAGGAAAAGUUGAGAGCCUUCAAGAGUCGCCUACAGGUUGUGCAGAACAGCACAGCCAGGUUCCUGACUGGGACCAGGAAACGGGACCACAUCAGUCCGGUUCUGGCCUCCCUGCACUGGCUUCCGGUUUGCUAUCGUUCACACUUCAGACUCCUCGUCUUUGUUUAUCAUUUCUUCCAGGGUGGUGCUCCUCCCUAUCUAGCCGCACUCCUCAACAGACAUUCCCUAUCACGCACUCUGCGCUACUCUGACCAAGGCCUGCUCGUUGUCCCUCGUUCUAGGUGUCGUACUCGCGGGGACCGGGCUUUCUCAGUCCUAGCACCAUCUCUCUGGAACCAGUUGCCACCCUCAGUUAGGCUGUCCCCAUCUCUGCCAGUCUUUAAGAGUCGCCUAAAAACCCACCUCCUCCGCUUGGCGUUUCCAGAACAUGUUUGAAUCUGGCCCUCUUUUAUGUUGAUUUUAUCUCACAGUUUUCACUGGUUCACUCUAUCCAUUGUUUUACACAUUUGUCUUCUACUAGAAUGUUUCACCUUUUUUGUAAUUUGUAAUCUGUCAUUUGAAUUGCUUUUAUUUUCUGAUUUAUUCACUUUCUUUAACUUUGUACUGUACCAUGUUCAGCGCCUUGGGCUUCCUGACAGGGUUGCAGAAGGCGCUUUAUAAAUAAAGCUUUGAUUGAUUGA
Messenger RNA from Nothobranchius furzeri (turquoise killifish), 4102 nucleotides. It is a transcript of the gene pus10, whose product is annotated as pseudouridine synthase 10. Gene Ontology annotation, biological process: tRNA pseudouridine synthesis. NCBI's taxonomy places the organism in Eukaryota, Metazoa, Chordata, Actinopteri, Cyprinodontiformes, Nothobranchiidae. Gene Ontology annotation, molecular function: pseudouridine synthase activity; RNA binding. The record is from RefSeq and is a predicted model, not a curated record.